UCAAUAUCGAUAAUAUUAUCGCACUCCUUAUCAGCGCGCAUAUAUAGGGCAAUAUUUAUCUCUUUUAUUCUAUUUUAAAAAAUAUUGGCUUAUAAUAAAAUCUUGUAUCUUUUUCUUUAUUAAAGAUUAAAGAUUUAAAUAAAACUACAAAACAUAUCUUACUAAGCAAUGACUCACAUUUUCGGCAUAAAACAUUCGUCGUAAAAUGACGAUGACUCGAUGAUUUGGUUAUGCUUGUUGAAUUACAUGCGAUAUGCGAUACGUAAUUCGUAUUUAGUUUGUCGUUUCACGUCCGCAUGACACAUCGUGUAAUAAAAAAUGAUUACUUUUAAAUACCCAUAUCAUUGAUAUUUUAUUGAUAAAGUCACUCAAAGUAUAAGGGUGAAAUCCAAUAUCACAUACUACGUACAGUGUAUCUUAUGUAAAAUGGCAUAUAUGGAAAAAUUACCUGUACUAGAAGGAGCAAGAGUAAUUGUUAUAGAUGAAGGAUUAGAUGUAAUGUAUGCAGGAACAUUAAUAGCUGGAUGGCUGCAUGCGUGGAAGGAGAAGGAUCCUAACUAUAGUAUAGAUUUAUUGUCAUUUUCUGAUCCAACAUUUUGGUACGACAACGAACCUACACCACUUACAUCCAAGAAUAUACAUUUAUACGAUUAUUAUACUAUAGAUGUAAACAAAGUUGCAAAGAAAGAUAUAGAAAAUCUUGAAUGUAUACUUAAAACUAUCAAGUUGAAACCUCGGAAUAUAGUUAUUGUCAAUUGCUUGAGUUCCUUAAUUCUAUACGCAGGUCUAGCAAAGGCUCUAUCGUUCAUAGAAAAAUUAAGUAAGCAGGUGUCGCAACUUAUAUGCAUUUAUCGGAGAGAUAUUAUACAGAAAGUUCCCGCAAUUGAAACUUUGGGUACUACUUAUGUUAAGCUAGAGAAAUUUACCGGAAUUAGCUCUAUAAAUGAUUUAAUUUACACUGCAAGGCUCAUCCAUAGAAAAUUGGGUAGUUCUAUAGUAUGUCAAACAGAAAUAAUAAAACAGGAGAGUACAUCUUAUCGGAUUAACGCUGAGAAGAUUACAACGGUAAAUUUUAGCAAGUCAGAAGCAAAUGGAAGUCACGCGGUGAAAAUUGAAUCAUCAUUUAGAAUAGAGAUGAAUGCUCGAGAGAUGGAACAAAGAAACAAAACUCCUUUACCUUACACUCUUAAUACAACAAAUACAUCCAGAAUAUUUUAUCAUCCGGAUCAUAUAGAUGAUAUAGAUGAGGACGAUCCUGAUGACGAUCUGUGUUUCUAAAUUUAUAAGAAUUCAGAUUUAUACAUGGACUAUAUGAUUAUAAUAAUAAUACAUAUUUUUUAUAUAAAAUAAAACUAUUGUAUUUUAUA
This is a messenger RNA of Formica exsecta, 1367 nucleotides long. RefSeq lists its product as uncharacterized. Gene Ontology annotation, biological process: tRNA wobble uridine modification. The transcript has 3 exons. Gene Ontology annotation, molecular function: tRNA binding. The coding region runs from base 427 to 1278 and encodes 283 amino acids. Gene Ontology annotation, cellular component: nucleus; cytosol; elongator holoenzyme complex. Lineage: Eukaryota; Metazoa; Arthropoda; Insecta; Hymenoptera; Formicidae. The record is from RefSeq and is a predicted model, not a curated record.